GAGAGCCCGCCGUCCAAUCCGAGGGCCGCACGGCCGAGGGGCGGGCGCUGAUUGGUGGAGCGUGACGACGCCUCCUCCAGCUGCGGGUGAGUAUGGGGGCCAGCCAGGCUGCGAGGCAGAGCGCCCAGUACCGCCGCCCAGCUCGCACCGUCUUUGCGUCUUUGCCUUUGCUGCCCGCUGCACCGGCUCCCUCACCAUGGCGGACGACCGAGACAAAGCCAGCGACCAGAUGAAGUACUGGAAGGAGCAGCGGGGCUCGCAGAAACCUGAUUCUCUUACCACGGGAGCUGGUGUCCCUGUAGGAGAUAAACUUAAUAUUAUAACUGCUGGACCUCGGGGACCCCUUCUUGUUCAAGAUGUGGUUUUCACUGAUGAAAUGGCUCACUUUGACCGGGAGAGAAUUCCUGAGAGAGUUGUUCAUGCCAAAGGAGCAGGAGCAUUCGGGUAUUUUGAAGUCACUCAUGACAUUACCAAAUAUUCCAAGGCAAAGGUCUUUGAGCAUAUUGGGAAAAAGACUCCGAUUGCCGUUAGAUUCUCUACAGUUGCCGGAGAAGCCGGAUCAGCAGACACUGUUCGUGACCCUCGAGGCUUUGCUGUGAAAUUCUACACCGAAGACGGCAACUGGGAUCUCACAGGAAAUAACACGCCCAUCUUCUUUAUCAGAGACCCACUUCUGUUUCCAUCCUUUAUUCAUAGUCAGAAGAGGAACCCUCAGACCCACCUUAAAGAUCCUGACAUGGUUUGGGACUUCUGGAGUCUUCGCCCUGAAUCUUUGCAUCAGGUUAGUUUCUUGUUCAGUGAUCGUGGAAUUCCAGAUGGCCAUCGUCACAUGAAUGGAUACGGAUCUCACACCUUCAAACUGGUUAAUGCUGAAGGGAAAGCAGUUUACUGCAAAUUCCAUUACAAGACUGACCAAGGAAUCAAAAAUCUUUCUGUCGAAGAGGCUGGAAGACUUGCUAAGGAAGAUCCUGAUUACGGCAUUCGGGAUCUCUAUAACGCCAUUUCUUCAGGCAACUACCCAUCGUGGACAUUUUACAUCCAGGUCAUGACCUUCGAGCAAGCAGAAGCAUUUCCAUUUAAUCCAUUUGACCUCACUAAGGUUUGGUCUCACAAAGACUAUCCUCUUAUCCCAGUUGGUAAACUGGUCUUAAAUAGGAACCCUGGGAAUUAUUUCGCAGAGGUGGAACAGAUAGCCUUUGACCCAAGUAACAUGCCACCAGGCAUUGAGGCAAGCCCUGAUAAAAUGCUGCAGGGCCGUCUUUUCGCAUAUCCUGAUACCCACCGCCACCGUCUAGGACCCAACUAUCUUCACAUCCCUGUGAACUGUCCUUACCGAGCUCGAGUGUCCAACUACCAAAGAGAUGGACCCAUGUGCAUGUCUGACAACCAAGGUGGGGCUCCCAAUUACUACCCUAACAGCUUUGGGGCUCCUGAGGAUCAUUCCGCCGUUCUGGAGCACUGCUAUCAGAUCUCAGGGGAUGUGCAGCGCUACAACAGCCUCGAUGAAGAUAACGUCACCCAGGUGAGAACGUUCUACAACACGGUGCUGAAUGAGGCGCAGCGCCAGCGCCUAUGUGAGAACAUUGCCGGACACCUGAAGGAUGCCCAGCUUUUCAUCCAGAAGAAAGCUGUGAAAAACUUCAGUGAUGUUGAUAGUGACUAUGGGUCCCGGGUCCAGGCGCUCCUGGACAAAUACAAUGCUCAGGGACAAAAGAAUGUGAUUCGAACCUAUGCUCAGUCUGCAUCCCAGUUGUCUGCUAAGGAAAAAGCGAAUCUCUGAACUCAGCGGGAGGAUUUCUUCUCAGCUAAAAGAUUCUAUGACAGAUGAAGCUACAGGAAGCUAAUACUUAUGAUCAGUUGCCACACAAUAUAACACAACUGUCUGUAUGCUAAAUGCUCCCAUCUGAAGGCCUGGUUUUAUAAAAACAUUCACAUUUUGCAACCAGUAAUGCUUCUUGUCCAUUAAUACUUUGGACCCAGGUUUAGUAGUACUUGGGGAAAAUAAUUUUUCAUGUUUAUGUUGGAAGUGAAGGUUAAUACAGUGCCUUUUAAAAAGUGUGUUUGGUAUUGACAGUUGAUUUCAUGUGAGAAAAGUUAUUUAGUGGAAUUAUCAAUUUAGCUGAUAAAAAUUAUCUCAUGAAAUUAAUGUUCUUAUCUCACCUCACUGCCUCUUAGAUAGAAAAUAGAAUCAUUUUUUGGAUGGAUCAUUUAAAAAAAAAUCAAUUUCCUUAUGGGGAAAACAUUUUCUGGAGUACCCUUUUCAGAAAAUUAUUCUGCCACCAUCAUGUGUGGUUCAUUGUUUCUGCUUGGAAAUUGUCACCUUCCAUUCUUUUUUACCUUGAAAUUAUGUUUAUAUUAAUGCAGUAUUGAUUUUUAAAAACAGAUUGAUUUGUAGUCAUAUUUGCAUUUUACAGUAAAAUAAUCUAAGAAAGCAAA
Phascolarctos cinereus (koala) is the source of this 2436-nucleotide messenger RNA. RefSeq names its product catalase (gene CAT). Gene Ontology annotation, cellular component: mitochondrion; peroxisome; cytoplasm. The record is from RefSeq and is a predicted model, not a curated record. NCBI's taxonomy places the organism in Eukaryota, Metazoa, Chordata, Mammalia, Diprotodontia, Phascolarctidae. Gene Ontology annotation, biological process: response to hydrogen peroxide; hydrogen peroxide catabolic process. Gene Ontology annotation, molecular function: catalase activity; heme binding.